Molecule: messenger RNA, 1794 nt
Organism: Penicillium manginii
Lineage: Eukaryota; Fungi; Ascomycota; Eurotiomycetes; Eurotiales; Aspergillaceae
Product: glycosyltransferase family 2 protein
Exons: 3
Coding region: 1-1794 (597 amino acids)
Source: RefSeq, a predicted model, not a curated record
AUGCUUGGCGGAACUACUGGAACUAUAGUCGAGCUCCCUCAAGAUCCGCAGAUCGUAUCGGGUCAAAGAUAUCGCAAACUUCUUCGCCAUGUAGCUCAAUCAGCAAAGUCUGUGGGUUAUGUCUACCUCGUCAUACGCUUGCUUUCGAUAUUAUCAACCUCGGAGAAGACUUGGCAAAUGUGGACCUUCUUUCUCCUCGAAACCUUCUUCAUUCAUUUGGCUCGAAAAGAACAGUCAUUGACUGUUUCGGCCACCAAGAACCCAGAGAGUCUUCCAAGAAAACGACUACGCCUUCAGGGAAAUGAAAAUCUGCCUCGUGUAGAUGUUCUUCUACCAUGCUGCGGCGAAGAUGUUGAUGUGAUCCUACAGACAGUACAAGCGGCCUGUUCUUUAGACUAUCCAAUGUCCCAUUUCAGAGUUCUCGUGCUUGAUGAUGGCCAAUCGCAAUUGUUGGAAAAGACAAUAUUGGAACUACAGAAAAAAUGGCCACAUCUUUCCUAUAACUCUCGCGGAAGACAGUCUGGACAAGUUUUUGCCAAAUCUGGAAAUCUCAACUAUGCUUUAACGUCUCUACAACAAGACUUCCAACCUGAAUUCUGUGCGGUUCUAGAUGCCGAUUCUAUACCAACGAGGGAGUUUUUAAGAGCCACACUGCCUCACUUACUCCUCGAUCCAGAAGCGGCUCUUGUGUCUACUCGUCAAUAUUUCUACAAUCUUCCAAAUGGAGAUCCACUCUCCCAAUCACGAGGGCAUUUUUAUACUUGUCAAAAUGCCAAAUUGGACACCCUUGGAAUUGCUAUUGAUUCGGGAUCUGGCGCAGUCUUUAGACGACAAUCGAUCGUGGAUGUGGGUCUUUACCCGACAUAUUCAUUUUCGGAGGAUUGGCAGCUAUCUUUGUUGCUACGCGGUAUGGACUACAAAACCUUCCAAGUGGAUGAGGCCUUGCAAUUCGGUCAGGUUCCUGCUUCUCUUGCCGGUCAUAUUGCUCAAAGAAAACGGUGGAACAUCGGCCACGCCCAGCAGAUUCCUGCAAUGCUUUCUUCAAGAAGCCAGUCUUUAUCUUCCCAGUUGAGAUCUUCAAUCGCUCGAAACGGAUUUGGUAUCGUGUUUGAGGAGUUUGGAUGUCUCCUGGGAUUUGCCGUUGUGCCUAUUCUAUUGCUUUGCGGACAGAAACUCGUUCCCACAUCAUCGCCAAAAAUGGUAGCUCUGCAAUUUAUCCUUUCCUUAGGUCAAGUGAUUUUGACCUGGGUAUACGAGUUCUUGCAAGUCGCUUUCACCGGCCAUCGAAGCGCACCAUUUGCAUUUCUAGAGAACAAGUGGCUAGCAGGAUCAAAUGUCUACGCCAUACUGAGAUUCUACCUUGUCUCAAAAAAGCCAAAAGGCUCAUUUAUUACCGGCAGCAGCGAGAACUCAUUUAAUCACAGCACAGAAUUAUCUCUGUGCAUGAGACUGCAUCGUGACCUGUGGGAAAACGGCAUCUUUUACAGCGUCAUUCUACUCACUUUUCUCACUUCCUCGAUAUUUUGCUCAUCUAUAUCAGCAACAGCAAAGGAAGACUGUUUCAUGCAUACAAUUACUACAAUUGCAUGGCCCCAGCUCGUGCACAUAUGCGUUUUGGUGUUGAAAAAUCUCUCAGUGCCUGUGAUUUACCUGCUUGAUCCACCAAAGUAUACAUUGCAACCUAUACCAUUUGCUGAUAUGGGAAACAUUCAACUAAAGACCGAGAAAACUGUGGUAGAAGGCGAAGCCAUGCAGGUGACGUGGAAGGGCAUUGAUAAGGCUAGCAAGAACUGA